This is a messenger RNA of Pteronotus mesoamericanus, 1618 nucleotides long. It is a transcript of the gene CHST4, whose product is annotated as carbohydrate sulfotransferase 4. Gene Ontology annotation, cellular component: trans-Golgi network; Golgi membrane. Gene Ontology annotation, biological process: protein sulfation; N-acetylglucosamine metabolic process; carbohydrate metabolic process. The record is from RefSeq and is a predicted model, not a curated record. Gene Ontology annotation, molecular function: N-acetylglucosamine 6-O-sulfotransferase activity. NCBI's taxonomy places the organism in Eukaryota, Metazoa, Chordata, Mammalia, Chiroptera, Mormoopidae.
ACGCCAGGGCUAAAGGAGCCCAGCAUCUGGUAACCUGGGGCAGCUAAGCUGGGAUUGCAGUGACAACGGCAAUGGAAGGGUGCUGAUGCAGCCGACGGACGGAUGGAGAAUCUUCCUGAGAAAGCCCAAGUUGCCUGCCAGGAGCUGCUCCAUCUCCACGCGGCUCCAUCCCUAAAAAAGGUCUUCCACUUCAGCAAGAUGAUACUGCCCAAAAAAAAGCCACUGCUAUUGUUCCUGGUUUCCCAGAUAGCCAUCUUCACUCUCUUCAUCCAUUUGUACAGCCACGACUUCAAUUCCCCAUCUAGCAAGGAGCGGCUCAAGACCACACACGUGCUGGUUCUGUCUUCCUGGCGCUCUGGCUCUUCUUUAGUGGGACAGCUUUUUGGGCAGCACCCAGAUGUCUUCUACCUGAUGGAGCCUGCCUGGCACAUCUGGAUGACCUUCACACAAAGCACUCCCUGGAGGCUGCAUAUGGCAGUGCGGGAUCUGAUACGCGCCAUCUUUCUGUGUGACAUGAGUGUCUUUGAUGCCUACAUGGAACCUGGUCCCCGAACACAGUCCAGCCUCUUCCAGUGGGAAACCAGCCGGGCCCUGUGUUCCCCCCCUGCCUGUGACAUCUUCCCACGGGAUGUGAUCAUACCCCAGGCUCACUGCAAGAUCCUGUGCAGUAAGCAGCCCUUUGGCGUGGUAGAGAAGGCCUGCCGCUCCUACAGCCACGUGGUGCUCAAGGAGGUGCGCUUCUUCAACCUGCAGGUCCUCUACCCACUGCUGAGGGACCCUUCCCUCAAUCUGCACAUUGUGCAUCUGGUCCGGGACCCCCGGGCAGUGUUCCAUUCCCGAGAACACACCAGGGAGCAUCUCAUGAUUGAUAACCAAAUUGUGAUGAGGCAGGAGCAGCAGAAGCUCAAGGAGGAUGACCAAUCCUACUAUGUGUUGCAGGCCAUCUGCCAAAGCCAGCUGGAGAUCUACAAUGCUGCGCAGACCUUGCCCAAAGCUCUCAGGCGGCACUACCUGCUCAUGCGCUAUGAGGACCUGGUCCGGGACCCCCUGGCCCAGACUGCUCGAAUGUAUGAAUAUGCAGGAUUGAAAUUCUUGCCUCACCUCAGGACCUGGGUGCAUAACAUCACUCGAGGCAAGGGCAUAGGUACUCAUGCCUUCCUUACAGAUUCCAGGGAUGCCCUCAAAAUCUCUGAGGCCUGGCGCUUGUCCUUGCCUUACGGGAAGGUUUCUCAGCUUCAGAAAGUCUGCGGUGAUAUCAUGAAGGUGUUGGGCUACCACCUCGUCAAAUCUGAGCAAGAGCAGAGAAAUCUGUCACUGGAUCUUCUGUCUACCUGGACCCCUCUGGGCAAUUCUAUCAAGAGGAUUGAGGAGGCUCUGUUCCCACUAGGCACCAGCCUCAGCCACAUUAACUGAAGGUUGCUUCUAAACCUUAAUUACCAAUAUUUUGCUGUGUAUAAUCUGCACCUGCAUUUGUGUGUGCAUUAUACAUGGGAUUAUUAUACCCAUGGCAUGUAAUCAAUAUACUCCUGUAAAAUGUGCAUACUUAUUUUUCCCUCAAAAAUUUGGGCAAAAAUAGUGCACAUCAUACACAGCAAAAUAUGAUUUAUCUCUGCCAGUA